AUGAUUAGUGAUAAUGAUGAAGAUAUUGUUGUUCAUUCUGCAAGUUUUGAUACAAAAUAUAAAAAACAAAAAAUGUCCAAUACAUACAUGUCAAGCUUAGAAUUCUCUCAAUCUGAUGAAUUUAAUUCAACUGAAUACAAUAAUCUAGUUGAUAGUGACAAUAAUGCAUCUAAUGAGUGUUAUAACUUGGCUAAUAGCAAUAAUGAUACUGUAACUGAUAAGGAUAACAAUCUGAUUAAUGAAAAAUCUUCAAAUUUACCAAACAAACCUACUAAUAUAUUAAAUUUACCAAAUCUAAAAGCAAUAAAGUUAGUUUCUAUUACCAAGCAUUCAGGACGAAGUUGGAUUUGGUCAUAUUAUCAGCGUUAUGAACCUGUAUUACCUUAUAGAACAAUUGUAAGUUGUCUAGUUGAAGUUAACAAAAAUCAUAAAAAUGAAUUAUGUGGACAUAUUAUGGGAUCAGUAGAUAGUUCAACAGGAAAUUAUAUCAGGCACUUAGCAACACGACAUGGCAUUACUGAAAGUUCUCAUAAGAAAAAAACAAAAAAACCACAAUCUUCACAACUUAAAAUUGACCAAAUAAUUUAUAGCAAUCCUGAACAUAAGCGACGUAAAGAUCAGAAAUUUGUUGAACUUUUAAUUAAAGAUCAGCAACCAAUAAGUAUUCAAAAUGAUGAAGGCCUCAAAAACUUUAUUGCAGAAUUUGAUCUCUUUAUAUAUAGUGCAAUUAAUACAAUAACUAAUAAUCUUAUACUUACUGAUAAUCUUGAACUACGGGAAGUAAAUUAUAAAGAUGAUAUAAGUGUUUUUGAUGAUACUAAUUUAAAUGAAGAUCAAACAGAUAAUAUCAAGGUAAAAACGGCUCUAUAUAAUGCUAUAAACUAUUAUUGGGAAGUGCCCUUAAAAGAAGGAAUGUUAGCUGCAUUACUCGAUCCUCGAUGUAAAGCAUUAAGUUUUACUUCAGAAUCCUUAAAAUCCAGAACUUACGAUUCAUUACAAGAAGUAUAUAAACAACAUCAAAAUCAAACAAAUAUAUCACAUAUUAAACAACCAUUACCAUCUACAAGUAAAUUAUUGGCCUCUAUAUUUCGAUCAAAUAAUGCUCAAAUAGAUGAAGUUUAUGACUAUAUUGGAAUACCAUAA
Messenger RNA from Racocetra fulgida, 1143 nucleotides. Lineage: Eukaryota; Fungi; Glomeromycota; Glomeromycetes; Diversisporales; Gigasporaceae. The record is from the annotation of a GenBank genome assembly.